CUGGUGGGGAAGGUGGACUGUUUGGACGAGAUCACCUGCAAGUCUUUGUAGUUGCGAUCCACGUCAAGAUGGUAGACAGAGAUGUCAGGUUGGAGGCCCUCUCUGUGCUCUGCAACACUCCGAUCACCUCCUUCCAGGCGCAGACCUCCAGAAACAAUCUUGCAAACUUUGGUGCGUCGACUAUGUGCGUCCAAGGGUUCAUGUCUGCAGCCAUGGGGCGAAAUGCAGGACAAAUGGGUCUCCUCAUAGACGAGGACGAGUUCUUCGACAGUCGCUACGACUUUGACUUCACUCACAUCAAAGACACUCAAACUUAUUACCGUGGUGGCGAAGUGUACCAGCGACCCUGUGGAUGGCUGCGCAUUGCUCUCAAGGUUUGGGAUAAGUAUCCAGAUGGUAACGCCUGGCUGGGAGAGCGAGGUUAUUCCACGACCACACAUUCCAAGCAUGGAGAGUGGCCGGUGUCCUACCAUGGCACAUCCAAAAAGGGCGCUCAGGGUAUCAUUGUAGCUACUUAUGAGCCGGGUCCAGGUCAGAAGUACGGAAGGGGGAUUUAUUCCACACCAUACAUGGCCAACGCCAUUGACUACAGCAAAACGUUCACCUCCAAAAAAACUGGAAAAAAGUACCAAGUGGUUUUGCAGAACCGCAACAACCCAGUGUACAGGGAGAAGCACAACAAGGGAAGGUACUGGUUGGUCCCUGUCCCCAAAGGUUUGACACAAACGGAGGAGCAGGAGCUGGUAGAGAAGGCCAUCCGUCCUUAUGCUGUACUCAUCAAACAACUGUAACAUGUUAACAAAAAAUACAGAGCAUUUCAAAUUGCUGUGGUCUU
This is a messenger RNA of Doryrhamphus excisus (bluestripe pipefish), 835 nucleotides long. RefSeq lists its product as uncharacterized. Lineage: Eukaryota; Metazoa; Chordata; Actinopteri; Syngnathiformes; Syngnathidae. The record is from RefSeq and is a predicted model, not a curated record.